UCCCCUUUCUUUUACCUGUUACCUCUCCCCAUCUCUCUGCCAAUCUAUUUUUUACCAAUCCAUUCUCCGGAUCAGGGUUGGACAUCUUCUCAUGCACAGUCCCUUGCUCUAUGGUUUGGGUUGGGUCCCAGUCCAAAACAGGGAGAAGCAAGAACUAAAGCAAGACUAAACUACUGGAAAUGUGGAGGUUUUAAUUUUCAGGACUGUCUUCAAGGAAUUUGGAUACAAGAGGAGAUAAUUAGAUUGUUUUUUAACUUUCUAUGCUAUUUGGAUUACCUAUGAUAUUUUUUCCCAAUAAAAGGACAAAGAUAACUUUUCCUGCUGUAUACUUCUGUAUACUUAAUCCACCUGGGAUUUGGAUGGUGCAAUUCAAUGACAGGCUCCGCUCCAGUGAUGGCUUGGGGUUGUCCCUUCACCGGUCCAGCUUUGGACUAGAGGCCUGCUGAGUGCCAAGGGAGACAGUCCCAUCCACAAAGACACACUCACUGUCACACUAAUCACCAUAUACUCUCCACUCCUCUUCUGUGUCUAAAGCAUCAGAAUAGCUGUGCUAGGAAAUGGCAAGUCACAGAGACCCUCGCUUUCUGCAUAACCUGUCCUACCACCCACGAUGGCAGCACGACUCAAUAAAAGUGAAGAGGAAAGGACAUAUGCAGACAGUGGCUAAAAACAAUUGCAGUGGAUAUAGUCUCUUUAAAUCAUUAGCAGCUUCAUCAUCAUUGUCAUCAGGAUCAUUGUCAUCAAAACCACAGUUUCCCUCAUCUCCUGUGCAAUGCUACAGGAGCUGGUGGGGGAACUGGUUUCUUCUGCCCUUACUCAUGGUCUCAUUUAUGCCCUGCCAAUCCUGGGCAACCACUUUCAAGGUAGCCCUGGUUGGACCCUGGACGUGCGACCUGUUAUACUCCAAAGCCCUCCCUGACUUGGCAGCCCGCCUCGCCACCACUCGCAUAAACAAGGACCCCUACCUCAACAAAGGCUACUGGUAUGACUACACACUGAUUAAUGAGGACUGCAAGUCCUCCCGUGCCCUUGCUCGCUUUGCUGAGCUGAAAAGUUAUGGCGCUGCUUUCCUGGGCCCCGCCAACCCAGGCUACUGCUCCUCAGCUGCUUUGUAUGCAAAAGAGUGGGAUGUUGGGAUUCUUUCCUGGGGUUGCCUCAAACCCAACAUGAAAAGAGGAGAGAUGUAUCCCACCUUCCUGCGUCCGUUGCCACUAUCCUCCCGUGUACUCUUCACUGUGUUGCGGUACUUUCGUUGGGCCCAUGUGGCCAUAAUCUCAGAGGAGACAGACAUCUGGGAAGCCACAGGACAGGAGCUGGCCUCAUCACUGAGGGCCCUUGGCCUGCCUGUCAACCCUGUGGUCACUAUUGGGGACGACAAGGACGGGCCUCGAAGAGCCCUGACAAAAGUGCGAGAUGCAGACCGGGUCAGAGUGGUCAUUCUGUGCAUGCCUUCUGUCCUGAUUGGUGGCCAAUCCCAAUACCAACUUCUGACAACAGCCUUGGCCAUGCGUAUGAUCGACCGUGGCUACGUGUUCAUCCCCUACGACACCCUCCUCUACGCACUACCCUACAAGGAUGCUCACUAUUAUUUGCUAGGCAAUGACACCAAGCUGCGGAAAGCCUAUGAUGGGGUCCUCACCAUCACUGUGGACUCUGGAGAACGCAAUUUCUAUGAGGCCUUCAAAGAUGCUCAGGACAGCUAUGAAAUCCGCAGCAGCACCCCACCAGAGCAGGUUUCUCCUUUCUUUGGCACCAUCUACAACAUGAUGUACUACAUAGCUAUGGCUGCUGAGCAGGCCCGCGACAAUGGAGGCCGCUGGGUUACUGGUCAGAUCCUGGGUGACAGCAAGGGUGGCUUUGAAUUUCAAGGCUUCAAUCAGCCCUUGAGGGCCGGCAGGAACGGCGAAGGCAUGCAGGCACGCUAUGUAGUGCUUGACUACAGUGGCAUGGGCACCUCUCUCUACUCCACUCAUGCUCUGGAGGCUGCUCAUACAGAUGGCAGGACCGGGGGCUUGAAAUACCUCAGUCGUUCAAUCCAUUUUGCAGGCAGCACGCCCUACAAAGACUCAGGUUGCUGGUUUAGUCCAUACUUUGCCUGUACUGGAGGCAUAGAUCCAGUCACUCUCCUCUUUCUGUUCGUUGUGCUCAUUUUAUUGGCUGGAUCUGGAGCUAAAUUCUUUGUUUAUUUCAAGAGAAGCGGCAGGGUUGGGCUCAGCUUUGGAGGUGGUGGUAACGGUGGAUCAAAGAAGGUAGUCCUGACCCUGGAUGACCUGGUCUUCAUCAACACUCAAGUUAGCAAACGGAGGAUCAAUGACGAAAGUAUCUUGAAAAGCCAGCUGGAUAUAAAGACUCCUCACCACUCGGUGUCCGGUCGCAGCUACUUGGCCUCCACACCAGAGAGCUCGAAUAUCGCUGUGUUUGAGGGUGACUGGGUUUGGUUGAAGAAAUGCCCCAGUGGAGUAGUAUCGGGUGUCAACAGCGAUACUGAGUUUGUCUUUGUCAAGCUCAGAGACAUGAGGCACGAGAACCUCAAUCUGUUCCUGGGACUGUUCUUCGACUUUGGGAUCUUUGGUGUUGUGACCGAGCACUGCUCCAGGGGCAGCUUGGAGGAUCUGCUCAGCAACGAGGAUGUACGUCUUGACUGGAUGUUCAAGUCCUCCCUGUUAAUGGAUCUGAUUCGGGGAAUGAAGUACCUGCACAAUCGUGACAUCAUCCACGGACGGCUCAAAUCCCGUAACUGUGUGGUAGACGGGCGCUUUGUAUUGAAAGUGACAGAUUAUGGGUUCAAUGAACUUUUGAUUUCCCAAAGCAUUGACAUUGACAAGGAAAAGCCAGAGGAUCUGCUUUGGACGUCUCCUGAGCUGCUGCGAAGUUCCAGUCUGAGGAGGAAGGGCACUUUCUUGGGAGAUGUCUACAGCUUCGCCAUCAUCACGCAGGAGGUCAUCUCUCGCUCUGCACCUUUCUGCAUGCUGGACAUGCCUCCCAAGGAGAUUAUCAGCAAGGUCAAAGAGCCUCCUCCGUUGUGUCGGCCUGUUGUGUCAGUGGACGAGGCCCCGCUGGAUGUGAUACAGAUUAUGAAACAGGCCUGGAGUGAAGAGCCGGAGAAGAGGCCGACAUUUGAGGAGAUCUUCAAACAGUUCAAGAGCAUCACCAAGGGAAAGAAGACCAACAUCAUCGACUCUAUGCUGCGCAUGUUGGAACAGUACUCGUCCAACUUGGAGGAUCUUAUUAGAGAGAGGACAGAGGAGCUGGAGGUGGAGAGACAGAAGACUGACAAACUGGUGGCUCAGAUGUUGCCCAAGUCUGUGGCCCAGGCGCUGAAGACAGGCAAGCCCGUCAAACCUGAGCAUUUCAGCGAGGUCACGCUGUACUUCAGUGACAUUGUGGGCUUCACCACCAUCUCAGCUCUCAGCGAGCCCAUUGAGGUGGUUGACUUACUCAAUGACCUCUACACACUCUUUGAUGCUAUCAUUGGACUGCAUGAUGUGUACAAGGUGGAAACUAUCGGAGAUGCCUACAUGGUAGCCUCAGGAGUCCCCACUAGGAACGGCAACCGGCAUGCAGCUGAGAUGGCCAACAUGUCUCUUGACAUCCUCCACUGCAUUGGGACCUUCAAGAUGAGGCACAUGCCUGAAUUAAAAGUCAGGAUCCGUAUUGGCCUGCACUCUGGCCCAGUGGUAGCAGGAGUAGUGGGUCUUACGAUGCCUCGAUACUGUCUGUUUGGAGACACUGUCAACACAGCAUCUCGAAUGGAGUCCACAGGGUUGCCUUACAGAAUCCAUGUCAACCAAAGCACAGUUGAUGUACUGAACAGCUUGAAGCUGGGAUACAAAAUUGAUGUCAGAGGCAUGACAGAGUUAAAGGGAAAAGGGAUUGAGAACACAUUUUGGUUGGUAGGCAGGGAAGAUUUCAACAAGCCUCUGCCUAUUCCUCCAGACACUCAAGGGGGAAGCAAUCAUGGUAUCAGUUUAGAGGAGAUACCUGUUGACAGAAGACAAAAGUUCCUGGAUCGACAGAAGAAGAUGGGCUAGCCCGAUGCUUUUUACUGAUGUCCCAGAAUGAAAAGUGAUAUUUUUCAGUGAAAGAAUACACAGAGUUUACUAUAAUUUGUGAUAUGCUCAAAAUGAAAUCCAGCAGCAGUGACAUGGGAUUCACACUUUUUGGAUUAGUCAUAAAUCAUUUCUAUGCUAAAUUAACCUUUCUUGAAGAGUAUUACAGUAAGCACAGGCUCCAAGAUUCAAAAAUGUGCACAAAAGAGGCAACUGUCCAUAUUAUAUUUGUUCAACAGUUGGUUUUAUAUAUAUGCAUACCAAAGUUGACUUACAGGUCUAAAAUGUGUUGGUUUAUAGGACAGCAAUCUCCUAACAAGAAGGGAUUGUGAUGGCUGCAUCUACAAAAAUGAUGCAGUAACAUGUGUAAUACUGGUGUACUUCAUGUACUGUAUGUAUUUGUACGGAUCUUUGUGCUUUGUAGAGAUAUCGGAGAGAUUUUAUAAUGAACACCCCAAGGGUGGAAGCUAUUACUGCUCGACCAUUCAUCUCAGGUAUAAUAGAGUCUGUGCUGCACUCACUUUAGAAGCAUUAGCCUUUUACAACAACACAGAAUUAUUACAUUAAAACAUUUUCACAGUGAUUUAAGCUGGAAAGCACUGGACAGGUCAGUCAGGGUUGAGAGCUUGGGUCGGGGAUAGCUCUGAUUUUGCUUUUGUAGCAGCAUUGCUGGGAUUAUUCACACAUUUGAUGAAUGAAGCCAUAUUAUCCAUAAAUGUUCAAAAUAUGUCAAACAAAGAAUCUGGUUUGUUUAUUUAAUUUUAGAUGUAAUCAUUUAUAUAGAUUAAAAAAAACCGUGCGAUAUGCCUAUUUGGGUUGAUUUGACUGAUAGGUUUGUUACAUUGUAACAUUGUAUCAGUUUGAAUAAGUUUAUUUAAAGACUAAAAUGUGCUCUAAAAUUGAGUUUAGAUGACUCAUUCCAAUGGUAAUUAUAAAAAUACUGUCUGAAAACGAUGUUGGGGCCAAAACCCCUACAAAGCUGCAAAGCUGAUUUUGUCAUUUAACAGACUGACUAAUGAUGUGCAUCUACAGUAUGAUUCUCUCCCUAAUGAUGUUAUGAUAAUACAUACAGUAUUUAUUGUUUUUAACAAUGUGUGCAUUGCUUUUACCAUGCUGACAUUUUCUACCACAAUAUAUAAGACAUACGCAACAAACAAGACCCAAACUAUUGCUCGCUAACAACAAUGUAGUUUCACUAUAGCUUCACCUACAGUAAGUGUAGCCUAUUACUGAAACAUGCUGCAUGCAUGGCUGGAUGUACUGUACAGCAUGCUGUGUUCAAUGGGGUCUAAAUAGGACAGUAAUAGGAAGACCUGAUUUCUGUGACAUCCAGUAAAUCUGCUCUGCACUGAUAUGCAGAAUGUCUGAGUCAAUUAACUGAAAUGAUCAUCUCCAAUAAUGUGCUUCAGCAGAUUGAGCCUUUUCUUCUGAGUUAUUUCUCUUUGGCCUGGGGAUGUGUAUAUACUGUAAAUUUGUACAUAGUUUGUCUUUGUGUCAUGCAGGGUUAGGGACUUUUUAGUGGAGUGUCUUUCUGCUUGGGUUUCCUAAACCCCUGGCACAAAAGGGAGUACCAACAAAACACAACGGUUUAAUCACAGUGCAUUCAAAAGCAAGCAACCACACUGUUCACUCACUCUCUGUUGGCUUGCUAAUUGUCUGCCACAGCACUGAUAGUGAAGCAACAAUAGGCAGUCGAUGUCAGGAUGUGAUUUUCCUGCAAUGAGUUUCAGUCUGUGGACAUUUUUUCAUUGGGAGCUCACUGCUGACCAUUUCUAACAUACACACGACUUGUCACAGUAGCUCAGCGUAUAAUAAAAAAAAAAUGGAUGUCUGAUGACUUGAUUAUCAGGUUGCUUUUGGUGUAGUCUUUCAAACCAUUAAAUGUUUAGCACCAGCACUGGCUCUUCAAGCAUGAUAAAACCCCUGACGAAGAUGAAAUGCAGGAUUCUGAAUCCAGAUUACGACCAUGAGGGGAAGCUGUCUGCAUGUUUCUAAAGAAACAAUUGAGUUAUUCUAUUGCAUAGGUAGGACCUACUUUUCUAGAUUUUUAAUAAAUUUGCCAAAUAGUUUAAAUCUGAGUCAAAACUGAAUGGACUGUAUUGUUCAUUUUGAAAGUGAUCUCAAUGUGUUUCUGUAAAUAAAUCAUGGUUUUAGUGAA
Messenger RNA from Siniperca chuatsi (mandarin fish), 6207 nucleotides. It is a transcript of the gene gucy2d, whose product is annotated as guanylate cyclase 2D, retinal. Bases 558 to 4031 code for a protein of 1157 amino acids. Gene Ontology annotation, biological process: receptor guanylyl cyclase signaling pathway; intracellular signal transduction; cGMP biosynthetic process. The transcript has 19 exons. NCBI's taxonomy places the organism in Eukaryota, Metazoa, Chordata, Actinopteri, Centrarchiformes, Sinipercidae. Gene Ontology annotation, molecular function: protein kinase activity; guanylate cyclase activity; ATP binding. The record is from RefSeq and is a predicted model, not a curated record.